This is a messenger RNA of Morone saxatilis (striped sea-bass), 7255 nucleotides long. It is a transcript of the gene rad54l2, whose product is annotated as RAD54 like 2. Gene Ontology annotation, molecular function: ATP hydrolysis activity; ATP binding; ATP-dependent chromatin remodeler activity. Bases 1 to 4503 code for a protein of 1500 amino acids. Gene Ontology annotation, cellular component: nucleus. The transcript has 21 exons. The record is from RefSeq and is a predicted model, not a curated record. NCBI's taxonomy places the organism in Eukaryota, Metazoa, Chordata, Actinopteri, Moronidae.
AUGUCUGAAGAGGCGCUUUCAGAAAGUGACCUGGAGCCCAGCCUUAACAGUGAAGAGGAGUAUUUGGAAAAUGAGGAGGAGGAAGAGGAGGACAUGGAGGACAUGGACGAGGAUGAGGAUGAAAAUGAUGGAGACGAUGAAGACGACAGUGUCGAACGACCUGCAAGUGCCCAGAGCAGGACAGAAACAGCCCAGGAUGGCAGGGACUCCACUUCAGCUACCUCCGGAGAGCCAUCCUCAGAGCCUCCGUCUCGGCCCGCUUCCCGCACAUCUUCCAGGUCUCCCUCCAGACCUGCCUCCCGCUCUGCAACCAGCCCGGAAAACUCAAGCCAGAGCAAGCCACACUCUGGCAAAACAAAGAAACAAAAAGCCUCUAAGUUAACCAAAUCCUCCAAGUCUUCAAAAGGCUCCAAACUUUCCAAGCCAUCUAAGCCUGCACACAUGAGGAAGAAUAUCAGGAAGCUGCUGAAAGAGGAUCAGCUGGAGGCUGGGACCAAGGCUGCUCAACAGGAGGAGAUGGAGAGGCGGAAACGUCUGGAGCAGCAGAGGAAGGACUUCCCUACACCAGCCCCAACUGUCCCAGACUCUCAGCUAGUGGACACUGCUUCACUUUUAGGAGAAGUAUCUCACUUGGUCCCUGCCCUCCUGAGCAGGCAGGAUGUGAUCUGUCUUGACAGCAGUGGCGAUGAAGACGAAAAAGUGGACCCCACGCUGCCUGCGCUUGCCGUUAGUGAUGAUGUAAUUGAGCUUAGUUCUGGGGACGAGGAUGCCCUGCAGAUAAGCAGCGAGUCGGCUGAUGAGGACGCAGAUGGCACCACCAGUUCAGAGGAGAGCAGCGGGGCACACAUCAACGACGCUCUAAAUCUGCCCGAUGCCCAGGGUCGAGUGCUGGUUAAUAUCAAUCACCCCGCAGAGGAGAAAGACCUUUACCUCGCUCCGCAGCUGGCCAGGGCCGUCAAACCUCACCAGAUCGGAGGAAUCCGGUUUCUGUAUGAUAACCUCAUCGAGUCUCUGGAGCGGUAUAAGACCAGCAGUGGCUUUGGCUGCAUCCUCGCUCACAGCAUGGGUUUGGGCAAGACUCUGCAGGUCAUUUCCUUCAUUGACAUCCUACUGAGGAAUACUGAGGCUCACACUGUGCUGGCCAUUGUUCCUGUGAACACACUUCAAAACUGGCUGACAGAGUUUAACCUCUGGCUCCCACCCCAAGAGGCCCUUUCCCCUGACACUGACCCUACAGUCGCCGUAGGCCGCGCAUUCAAAGUUCACAUCCUCAACGAUGAGCACAAAACGACGCUGGCCAGGGCCAAGGUUGUGGAGGAAUGGUCCAGAGACGGAGGGGUGUUGCUGAUGGGUUAUGAAAUGUACCGCCUGCUGUCCAUGAAGAAGAGCUUUGUGAUGGGCAAGAAGAGGAAAUCAAAGAAGCCCGCAGGGCCAAUCAUCAUCGACCUGGAUGAAGAAGACAGACAGCAGGAACUCAUGAAAGGUAUUGAAAGGGCCAUAGUGCGCCCUGGCCCAGAUGUGGUGAUAUGUGAUGAGGGUCAUCGCAUUAAGAACUACCAUGCCAGCACAUCACAGGCUCUGAAGAACAUCCGCUCCCGGCGCAGAGUCGUCCUGACGGGUUACCCGUUGCAGAACAACCUCAUUGAAUACUGGUGCAUGGUGGACUUUGUCAGGCCAGACUUUUUAGGCACGCGUCAGGAGUUCAGCAACAUGUUUGAGCGACCCAUUCUGAACGGGCAGUGCGUGGACAGCACACCUCAAGAUGUCCGCCUGAUGCGCUACCGCAGCCACGUGCUGCACAGCCUGCUGGAGGGUUUUGUCCAGAGACGUGGUCACGAUGUGCUGAGAGACCAGCUUCCCACCAAGGAGGAGCAUGUGAUCUUGGUGCGACUCUCUCCCGUUCAGAGGGCGCUGUACACAGAGUUCAUGAAACGCUUUCGAGAAGCAGGGAACAGUGGUUGGCUCGGCCUAAACCCACUCAAAGCCUUCUGCGUAUGCUGCAAGAUCUGGAAUCACCCAGAUGUCCUCUACGAAUCCCUGCAAAAGGAGAAUCAGGCCAAUGAGCAGGACCUGGACCUGGAUGACAUCACUUCAGCCAGUAACCCCCGCUGCCCUGCACCGGGUGCCGGCCUCAAAGCCAAAGUAGCUGACUCGAGCAACAGCAAAGUCAACAACACCCUGCCACCCCUCAAUCCCUCCCAGGAUAGAGCCAAUCAAGUCAUUACAUAUGAAUGGGCAAAGGACAUAAUGUCAAACUACCAGACAGGAGUUCUGGAAAACUCUGCCAAGAUGCUUCUGCUCUUCCAUUUGAUUGAUGAGAGCGUGAGAAGAAGAGACAAGAUUUUGGUCUUUAGUCAAAGUUUGUCCACCCUGUCCGUCAUUGAGGACUUCUUAUCAAAGAGACCCAUGCCGACAGGCAUCGCCUCUGAAACCCAGAACCAAAACUGGGUUCGCAACCUCAAUUACUACAGAUUGGAUGGGAGUACAUCUGCCUCAGAAAGAGAGCGACUUAUAAAUCAGUUUAAUGACCCAGAGAACACUGCAACAUGGGUUUUCCUGCUUUCAACAAGAGCGGGCUGCUUGGGGGUAAAUCUGAUCGGGGCCAACCGUGUCGUCGUGUUCGAUGCCUCCUGGAACCCAUGUCAUGAUGCCCAAGCGGUGUGUAGGGUGUACCGCUAUGGUCAGAGGAAACCCUGCUACAUAUACCGCCUUGUCUGUGAUUUCACCUUGGAGAAAAAGAUCUAUGACAGACAAGUCUCCAAACAGGGCAUGUCUGACCGAGUGGUUGAUGACCUGAACCCAGUGCUGAACUUCACUCGUAAGGAAGUGGAGUCGCUGUUGCAUUUUGUGGAAGAGGAACCUGACAAAAUUUCUCUCACAUCCCGGGAGGACUUUGAAAUAGUGAUACACCAAGCUUGUCAGCUUUACCCAAACCUCAUCACCAAGCAACCUUUCCAUCAUGAAUCUCUGCUGGUGGAUCGCAAGGAGUCGAAACUGACCAAAGCAGAGAAGAGAGCAGCCAAGAAGAGCUACGAGGAUGAGAAAAGAGCCUCUGUGCCCUACUCUCGUCCAUCGUAUGCCCCCUAUUACCCAACCAGUGAUCAGGCACUCGCAAACAUACCAGCAUUCAACCAACGUGGCUGGCGUCCCAUGGCACGGCCAGAUGACAAGCCUGUGGCAAGUGUUAGGCCUAUCCAGUCAACCCCAAUCCCCAUGAUGCCUCGCCAGGUUGGUAUGGGCAUGGCUGGCUCUAGCUCAGCUGGCAGCCUGCCUGUCAACUUCCUGCAGAAAGCUGGAGUUUAUGUGCAGAGGAUUGUCACCUCGACUGAUAUUGUAAUUCCAGGAGCCAACAGCACAACAGAUGUUCAAGCUCGAAUUAGUGCAGGAGAGAGCAUCCAUGUUAUCAGAGGAUCUAAAGGCACCUACAUCAGGACGAAUGAUGGACGAAUCUUUGCUAUUCGAUCUGGAAAGAUCAGUAGACCAGCAGUCGGGGGCUCUGCUGCGUCGAGAGACACCCAUGGCUCCCUCAUCCAUCCAGUCAGCAACGGCUGUUCGUCCCCUGUGGAUCAACAGCAGCAGUCCCCCAACGGGGAGCAGCGGCCCUCCUCUCCCUUAAGCUCUGAGAUCCUCAGAGAGAUCAGCCGCUACACCUCAUCCACAGGCGAUGCCACCACUGGCAUGGGGAACGAAUUGCCAUCACCGUCGGACGUGUCGGCUGUACCGGCAGGGGAUGAAGGCAGCUCGCAAAACAAUGAGGCUGGUGAUCUCAGUAGGCAACUCACUGACGACCUCCUGAGCUCGUCUUUGGAGAUGCGUGGCAGCAAACGCAAGAGUACUGAAACCCAGGGCAACGCACAAAUAGGAAGCAAACGCACCUCCGCCGCAACACGUUACCCUGCACUGUCCAUGAGCUCCAGUGGGCUCAGCUUUCCUCCCGUGGGUUUGAACUCCUCCUCCCUACUGGGGAACCUAGGUCACAUGAGUCAUCCGCUUCUGAUGGGUGGUAGCGGUGGAUCAUCAUUCCUUCAGACACCAGGACAAACACUAGCUGACCUACAGACCAUGUUCCCUUCUGCCACAGGGAACGGACACCUUUCCACGCCCUCCUCAUCCUCUCUGCCCACUGUUUUCUCCUCUGCUUCCACCACCAUGCCUAUGUCGUCCGCUCCCUCGGCAGCACCUUCUUCAUCCCUGGGGUCAGGUUCUCUGUCUCCGUACUUGUUGAAUCCCAACAUGGCAGGCCUGCUUUCGCCAGGCUUCCCUCUCAACUACAGUCAGUCGCUGCUCUCUGAGCCGAGGAUGUUCCCCACCCCUCUCCUCUCUGGGUCAGGGGGAUUCCCUGCACCUAACUCCAGCUCUACUGCAUCCAGUUUUCUCUCCCAUUACAACAAUCCAACUUCCAGCCUGUUGGGCGCGGCUCUGACCCAGCCGGACAGACAUCAGAGCGCCGAGAACGGCGGCAGUAGUUCUGAUGACGACGUUAUAGAGGUGACAGGACAGUAGAGACUCAAAAAGUCUUGGGGAGGCAGUUUCACACACAAUUUUAUCAAUCAUGGCUAACAUGUAGUACAUUAGGGAUGGGAAUGAUUAGAAUUAAAGGACUAAAUUAAUUAAAUUAAAUCUGUGACAGUAUUUGCCCGAAUGGUCAGAAACAUUAUGUUAUAUUCUGGAUGUGUGAUCAGAAAUCACAUGAGGUCAAGAGAGAAAAAAAUGGGAAUUCUACAAUGAUGACGUGACUGGGCAUCUAAAUAAAAAUAAAAGCCAAUAAAUAAAACAAAAGAUUGAAGUUAAAUGUGGUUUGGCCUUGCUGUUAGUCUAGCCAUUUAAAUCCUUAAAUCAUCAGAUAAACUGCAUUCCCAUUCCUAAUGAUCUUAUUAAACUACACACAUAUACACACACACACACACACACACACAGACUCUUACCUGCAAAUGAGAGAAUCAACUUGUACCUUAAUGACUUUACAAAGUCAAAGUAAGAAAUCCUUAUGCUGAAUAUCCCAGACUUGUUCAGCUGGAGCAUCAGAGCAGUGGGAACAGACCUUUGUCGUACGGGGGACCAGCUGAAUCUUUUGCGGGCUUUCUAAGCACAGCCUCUCCUGCUACACUUUUAAGCAAGGCCUCGUCGUGCUUUUUAAUUUUACCUUUGGAAAUCAGGUGGAACAAUGUGAUGAAAACUUGUUUGGAUUGCCUCGCGACACAUUGCUGUGUCGAGUGCAAACCAAAAUUUGACUCGCUGUUACACAUGUCAGCCGUACUCACCUGCUGAACACUAAUUAACAGAUUUUUCUUCAGCACUGUUUCCUUUUUCUAGUAUACAAAACUGGAAAAAUACGCACCACAAUAAAUCAUAACAGCGGCUACAGAAGAAACCCAUUUGACAGUGUAUUUGGAGUAAAAAAAAAAAUCCUUCAAGGCUUACCUUUAACAACAAAUUUUAGGCUUUCAGAGCAUAUUUUAGUCUUUAGCAAUUUGAUAGACAUUGUAGCAUCCCCUGUUGAAAGGAUAUUAUGUGUGAUACUAUAACUGAACAUGUUGAUACUUUGUAAAUAGUCAUUAUCAUUGUUUAUAUUGCAAGUCAAUACUGUGCAGUGUGUAGAUCUUGGUUGUAGGGAGAUGGCUCAUUAUUACAGUGACUAUCAUGACGAGAAAUACGCCCUCGCAUUGAUGCUGGGGGAAACAAAUUUAUGUUCAACUUUCUAAUUUUGCUUUCCUUUUUUGUUCUUUAAAACUAAACUGAAUGUACUUUCAUGUUAGCCUUUGAUAACACAGGGGCUGGGGGCAAGGAUUCGGACUGUGUUCUUUCGUUUUUAGCCUUAAAUAAAUAACACAAAGGGGUCUUGAGUCUUAGCAUUUAUCUAGAACAUCCUUUUUACAGAUCUGUUGGAAGAACUACUGAGCAUCCCGACAGUCGGUGUCAAACUCAAAACACAAGCGUAGGGUCGGUUCAGCAUUGUGACUAAAAAGCACCAAGUGUGAAAGCCAAAAGGAGCGCAAACCAAACCACCUAGCUCAUUUGAGAAAACCUGUCUUUUGUUCCAGUUUUUUACAUCAGCGUCCCCCCCCCACCAUCUGUUGAUAUAUCAUCGUUCAGUCAAUGUUACACCCUACAUAUACUUCCUCACAGAUUAUUUUCAGAAACCUGCUGAGAACAAAUCUUACCUAAACUGUAGAAAAACAUCGCAUUCUUGCAGCCUGAGUGUAUAAAACCUUAAAGUCAAUGUAGCCACCGACCAUCAAACCAGAUGUUUUCAUUACAACCACCUGUGACUGUGACAGAACCAGGUCAGGCAGGUGUGGUGGCCUUACCAACCUGACAGUGCCAUUGUGUGGUAGCUUUUCACAGAGGUGCAUCUUUAAAAGCAGUGCAGUGUAAAGUAGCUUCUGUCAGUAGUGUCGAUAUCUGCUGUGCUUUAGGGAGUUUAGGUCUUUGCUGUUCUCUGUAGCCUUGUGUUUCUGUGUUGUGAUGACACCUCAAGGUAUGUAGAUUUUAGGAAAGUCCCUUUCCUCCGUUGGUAAAAUAGGCUAGACGCAGUGGUUAUUAGCCUUUAGAAAACACUGGAUAACCUGAGACAACAGGUCAUUCCCUAUGAAGUAAGACAUUUUUGUAGAGAUGCUUUCUUGUGGGGAUCUUUUGCUCCCACAGUCCUGAGUACUGUUCACUUUUUUCGUUUUAUUUACUGGCUACUGGCUCCUUUCCUGUUUCUGUUGUGGAUGCUUCUUUUCUGUCAUCAAGGACCUCUCCACUUUUUUCUUCAGCAUGUCUUGGGAACUUGUGAUGGUCUGUUCCAGAUUUGAAGGUGGAGCUGGCACUAUGAAAAAGAAUCAUAUCUGCUUGUGAACUGUACAUCACACUGACGCCAUGUCUUUAUUCUCAGUCUUUUUCAGUCCGUUGGAAACACGUUGCAUUUGAAUCUUGGGAAUCUGUUUAUAAAACAAAACCUGUCUGCCAUUUCAUGUCAAUUAUGUGCAUUUUUAUGUUUCAUGGGAAUUCUUUCAUUUUUUAAAAUGUUUUUUAUAACUUCUUAUUGGUGUUUACUCACCUGGCAGUUGUUUCCCUUAUUUCAAUGUAAGUGUCUGAAAUUUAUUUAUUUAUGAUGGAAAAUAUAUUGUUUUUGUAAUUACAUUUUUUAACCUUUUGUUCACUCUGACCCAUUGACGGCUGAUCCAGUAAGAAUUUCGUACAUGCAGCCUAGAUCGAAGCAGAAUAUGACCGUGUUAUCAAUGUUAUUUUAACAAUAAAACACUCUUCUAUU